This is a messenger RNA of Passer montanus (Eurasian tree sparrow), 1035 nucleotides long. RefSeq names its product erythroblast NAD(P)(+)--arginine ADP-ribosyltransferase-like. The coding region runs from base 1 to 822 and encodes 273 amino acids. Gene Ontology annotation, molecular function: NAD+ poly-ADP-ribosyltransferase activity; NAD+-protein-arginine ADP-ribosyltransferase activity. Lineage: Eukaryota; Metazoa; Chordata; Aves; Passeriformes; Passeridae. The record is from RefSeq and is a predicted model, not a curated record. The transcript is spliced from 3 exons.
AUGAGCAAUGCUCAAAGUGAAUGUCAAUGUCCCACACUGCUCGUGGUGGCCCCUUCCCACCAUGGCCCUCCUGGCUCACAGCCUGGCACUGCUGGCAAUGACCGUGGCCAUGUGGCCUUCCUGGCUCCACCCAAGGUCUCACCCCUGGACAUGGCCCGGGACUCCUUCGAUGACCAGUACCAGGGCUGUGUCCCUGCCAUGAAUGCAAAGUUGCCGGACCUCUACAGCUUCGAGCGCCAGAUGAAUCUUCUCUUUGCCAGGGGCUGGUAUGAGGCUCAGACUGAGUGGCAGAGGCGGGGCUCUCCUGUGUCCCCUCUGGCGUCCCCAUGGCAUGCCGUGGCUCUCAUGGCCUACACGUCGCAGGAUGUGCACAAGGAGUUCAACAAGGCCGUGCAAGUGGCGGGGCACUCCCGCCAGGAAUACAUUAAGCACUUCCACUUCAAAACGCUGCAUUUCCUGCUGACCCAGGCACUGGUGACGCUGAGGCAUGCUCAGAAUGCCCAGUGUUACAAUGUGUUCCGGGGCGUGCGUAAUAUUCGUUUCCAGGCACGGCAUGGCCAGAGGGUCCGGUUUGGUCAAUUCGCAUCGACGUCGCUGAGCGAACCAGUUGCUCUGCAAUUUGGGACAGACACAAUUUUCAAAGUGCACACAUGCCAUGGCGCAGAUAUCCGUCAGUUCUCCAUGUUUCCAGGGGAGGAGGAGGUGCUGAUCCCGCCAUACGAGACCUUUGAGGUCACCGAUGUCACCCGGGAUGGGAAGAUGACAUGGAUCAGUCUCCACUCCACUGGGACCAGCAGCAAGUACAACUGCGCGUUGCUGUGAGAUGGGAGCGUCCCCAGGAUCUUCUGACCUCUAGGCCACCAAGGUCACCAAGGUCUCUGUGGUCACUGUGGCAGCCGUGGCCACCAUCAUCACCAAGACUCCCUCAGCUCCAAGGCUACCACAGCCACUGCAACCACUGCGCCCGCCAAGGCCUUUGUGGAAACAAUUCUGUUAAAUAUUUCAAUCAUAACAAUUCCAUUAAAUAAAUCUGAC